CGAUUAUAAAAUAAUUUCAAACCUCGUACAUAUGUUUAAAGUUCAGUGCAGCCUGAACUUGCCGAUAAGAGUUGAUGGCCAAUCUCAACAUUCUUACAAAUGUUUGUUUAACUAACAUACAAAAGGUUUAGUUAGUACACGCUCGCCAUUCGACAAAGACGGACGCAAACGCGAAUUGAGCUUAGAGAAGAUGCCCGGAAUGAAUCCAGAUAUUGAGAAAGAGAGAAAUACUGCCACCUUUGACCCAAAGGAGUUUACUAUUUUGUGGUCGGGUGGUGAACAGCUCUACAAGGAAAAGAAAAUUCUGGAGAAACUGCUACUGGACGAUCCAGAGCUUGAAGAUCCACAGCCCAUUUCCUAUUUUUCGCACAAGGAACUGUAUGAGAACAGCGUGCGCAAGGCCUGCAUCGUUGGUGAGAAGAUACGCAAGCUACGUGCCGAUGGCGAGGAUGGUGUCAAUACCUACAAUGCACUGCUUGGUGGAUCCUUGGGCUCAGCUAUAUUGAAGGAAGGCAAUCCUCUGGCGCUGCACUACGUUAUGUUUUUGCCAACUAUUAUGGGCCAAGGCACUAUUGAGCAGCAGGUGGAGUGGCUAAGCAAGGCCUGGGACUGCGAGAUUAUAGGCACCUAUGCGCAAACCGAAUUGGGCCACGGCACUUUUCUGCGUGGCUUAGAGACGCGUGCGGACUACGAUGCAAAGACACAGGAGUUUGUGCUCAACACGCCCACGCUCACUGCCUACAAAUGGUGGCCAGGCGGAUUGGGACACACGGCUAAUCAUGCAGUGGUUGUUGCACAGUUGUAUACAAAGGGAGAGUUUCGUGGUUUGGCGCCGUUUAUUGUGCAGCUGCGUCACUCGGACACACAUGAGCCUUUGGCCGGCAUUGAUAUAGGCGACAUCGGUACCAAGCUAGGCAUGAAGGGCGUCAACAAUGGCUAUCUAGGAUUGAAAAAUGUGCGCAUACCGCUCAACAACAUGCUGAUGAAGAACCAACAGGUGCUACCCGAUGGCACUUAUGUGGCUCCUAAGAACAAUGUUCUCACAUAUGGCACAAUGAUGUUUGUUCGCUGUGCGAUUAUCCGUGAUACGGCAACGGCCUUGGCCAAGGCAUCAACAAUUGCCACACGCUACUCGGCGGUGCGCCGCCAGAGUCCCAUUGAUCCCAAUCAACGCGAGCCUCAGAUUAUGGACCACACCACACAGCAGCUGAAGCUUUUCCCACAGAUUGCCAAAGCUAUAGUAUUCAAGGCUACCGGCGAUAGCUUUUGGAAUUUAUACAAUGUGUUGUCCGGCGAGAUUGAGCAGGGCAAUCUGGAGCGUCUGCCCGAGAUGCACGCCAAUGCGUGUUGCCUGAAAGCCCUCUGUAGCGCCGACGCCGCUGCUGGCGUCGAGACCUGUCGUCUAUCAUGCGGUGGUCAUGGCUACAUGGACUGCUCCAACUUUCCAACUAUCUAUGGCACCACCACGGCCAUUUGCACCUAUGAGGGUGAGAAUACAGUGAUGCUGCUGCAGACCGCGCGCUAUCUGGUUAAAGUUUACGGGCAUGCACUAACCGGUGAGCAGCUGGUUCCCACUGUGGCCUACAUAAACGAGGCACUUAAGCUGCAAGAUUUUGUCAACUUCGAUGGGUCAUUAGAGUGCAUAGUCAAGGCAUUCCAGUUCGUUGCCGCCAACAAAGUGCGCGUGGCUUAUGAACAAGUGGAUCAGCGUCGUCAGCAGGGCCACAGCACCGAGAUGGCAGCCAGUUUAAGUGGAGUGUUUCUUACCUCAGCUGCAGAGUUGCAUGGACGAGCUUUUCUGGCACAAUCUGCAUAUACGGAGCUGUUGGCUAUGUGCAAGCAAGUCUCUCCUGCGUUGGCAGAUGUGCUGAUGGUAGUGCUAGAGCUCUAUCUGGUGGACGCCUGCCUUAAUCGCAUUGGCGAUUUCUUGCGCUUCAUCAACCUGACGGAUGAAGAUGUUACCAAGCUUGAGGUGCGCCUGCAGCGCUGUCUGGAACGCCUACGCCCGAAUGCCGUAGCAUUGGUAGAUAGCUUUGACUUGCAUGAUCGGGUUUUGGCCUCCGCCCUAGGCGCCUAUGAUGGCAACGUUUAUGAGCACAUCUUCGAGUCGGCUCAGAAAAAUCCACUCAACAAGGAGCCAGUGAAUGCCUCAUUCCAUAAAUACCUGAAGCCUUUCAUGAAAGCGCAUUUGUAAAUCGAUUCUUAUGUCUUUGUAUAUACCACUUGUAAUACUUGUAUUUUUUAUGCUUAUGUAUAAUUUAAUCCGUUGAAGCAAUACUAAUGUUUGUUUUAAA
Messenger RNA from Drosophila busckii, 2294 nucleotides. It is a transcript of the gene ACOX1, whose product is annotated as probable peroxisomal acyl-coenzyme A oxidase 1. Lineage: Eukaryota; Metazoa; Arthropoda; Insecta; Diptera; Drosophilidae. The coding region runs from base 191 to 2194 and encodes 667 amino acids. Gene Ontology annotation, biological process: lipid homeostasis; fatty acid beta-oxidation using acyl-CoA oxidase. Gene Ontology annotation, molecular function: fatty acid binding; acyl-CoA oxidase activity; FAD binding. The record is from RefSeq and is a predicted model, not a curated record. The transcript has 8 exons. Gene Ontology annotation, cellular component: peroxisome.